Molecule: messenger RNA, 1077 nt
Organism: Pyricularia oryzae 70-15
Lineage: Eukaryota; Fungi; Ascomycota; Sordariomycetes; Magnaporthales; Pyriculariaceae
Product: Lactamase_B domain-containing protein
Exons: 1
Coding region: 1-1077 (358 amino acids)
Source: RefSeq, a predicted model, not a curated record
AUGUCUCCCACAAACCAAAUCACAUUGAACCCUGCCCGACGAGAGGACCUCCUCCGCGGCGGGGCAAAGAAGCAGCAGCAGCAGCAGCAACAAGAAAAAGCAGCAAAACUCCCCCUCGGCAAACAGCACACGCACCCGCGAGGGAGUUCGACCGGCGACGAGGACGGGAGCGUCUCGUUCGUGGGCACGGCGACCACGAUCCUCGAGUGGCAGGGCGUGCGCAUCCUCACGGACCCCAACUUUCUGCACGCCGGCGACCACGUCCACCUGGGGCCGGGGGUGAGCGCGCGGCGGAGGACGGACCCGGCGGUCGAGCUCGAGGCGCUGCCGCCGCUCGACGCGAUCCUGCUCUCGCACUACCACGAGGACCACUUUGACCGGCUGGUCGAGGACUCGCUGAACCGCGACUUUACCAUCGUCACGACGCCGCACGCAAGAUCGUGCCUGGCUGCCGGGGGCGCCGAGGACGAGCCGUUCCGCCGGGUCUGGGGGCUGGAUUUGUUCCAGGACCUGCUGCUCGACAUUGACGACGCGUCGUCGUCUGCCGCGGGGGAAAGGCACAGGCGGCCUGCGAUCAAGGUCACGGGGAUGCCGGGCAGGCACGUCCCGCCGGGUGUGCUGUCGGCUGCCAACGAGGUGCUGCAGGCCGUGCCGCCGACCAACGGCUGGAUGCUGGAGCUGGGCUACCGGCCCUCCGCGGGGGACGGCGACGAGGGGGCGAUGGAGACGGGCUACCGCAUCUACAUCUCGGGCGACACGCUCAUGGUGGACGAUCUCAAGAAAAUCCCAGAGUGGCUCGGCGACAAGCGCAUAGACCUGAUGCUGGUUCACCUGGGGGGCACCACGAUCCCCGGCCCGUCGUUGCCGUUGUUGAUGGUCACGAUGGAUGCGGAGCAGGGGCUGCAGCUGAUGCGGCUGCUCGACCCGGAAAUCACCAUACCCAUCCACUAUGACGAUUAUGAUGUGUUUUUGUCGCCGCUAGAGGAUUUUAAAAAGGAGGUUGACGGGCAGGGGAAGAGGGAUAGGGUGGUGUAUUUGGACCGGGGCGAGCAUUACCGAUUCAAGGUUAGGGGCUGA